UAAUAAUUACACCCAACAUUAAAAACCGAAAAACAAAAAACGUUUCAGUACUAGUAGUACACCAGUCUUCUUUUUUUUUUUUUUGGGAAAACAUACUCCACUAGUCUUCUACUGCCAGCACAAUUAAUUCUGUUCACUCUCUCCCUUUUUUCCCUCACAUCUUUUGUGUCCCCGUGAUAUGCCCUGUACAAAACCCUCUCUCUGUCCCUCUCCUCUACCCUCACCCCUCUCUCUCUAAAGCUCCCCCUCUCUCCUCCAUGGCCCGUCGCCGGCCCGUCCACAAAUAACCCACCACCAACCCAAUGGUCUGAUUUCCCUUUCCUCCUCAAAACCAACAAAAAAAAAUUCAAUGGCAGUAUUUCUAAGAAAUGGGCUUAAUUGGGUUUUGAUCAUGGCAGCAAUGGUGAUGGUCGUUCUGAGUCGCCGAGUCGCCUCGGAGCCGACCCAGGACAAGCAGGCCCUCCUCGCCUUCAUCUCCCAGGUCCCCCACGCCAGCCGCCUCCGGUGGAACCCAAACGCCUCUGCCUGCACCUGGGUCGGCGUCGAGUGUGACGCCGACAACGCCUCCGUCUACUCCCUCCGCCUCCCCGGCGUCGGCCUCGUCGGCCCGAUCCCGCCCAACACCCUCGGCCAACUCACCCAGCUCCGUGUCCUCUCCCUCCGGUCCAACCGCCUCUCCGGCUCCCUGCCCUCCGAUUUCUCCAACCUCACCCUCCUCCGCUCCCUCUACUUGCAGAACAACAAACUCUCCGGCUCCUUCCCUUCCGGCAUCCCCUCGCUGCCGCGCCUGACUCGCUUAGAUCUGUCCACCAACAACCUCACCGGUCCGAUUCCGUUCUCCCUCAACAACCUGACCAGAUUAACCGGGCUCUUUCUGGAGAAGAACGGGUUCAGUGGGUCCCUCCCGAGCCUGAGCCAAUCGAGUUUGGUCAAUUUUAAUGUCUCCGACAACAACCUCAACGGUUCGAUCCCGUCGUCCUUAUCGAAGUUCCCUCCGUCGGCAUUCGCCGGGAACUUGAAUCUAUGCGGCGGGCCCCUCCAGCCCUGCUUCCCGUUCUUUCCCUCCCCUUCCCCGUCCCCGUCCGAUUUGCCGCUAACCCCGCCCGUGAAGAAGUCCAAGAAGAAGCUCUCCACCGCCGCCAUUGUCGCCAUCGCGGUCGGAUCGGCAGUGUUUCUGAUUCUGCUUCUUCUACUCCUCUUCUGCUGCUGCCGCCGGAGGCAGCGGCUGCAGAGGAAGUCCCAGAAGCCCCAGCCGCCCGGCGUACGGUCGGCCGGGGCCAUCGCGGGAGGGGACCCGGGGACGUCGUCCUCGAAAGACGACGUGACCGGGUCGAUGGAAGGGGCGGGUGGGGAGAGGAACAAGCUGGUGUUUUUCGACGGCGGGGUUUACAGCUUCGAUCUGGAGGACCUGCUGAGGGCGUCGGCGGAGGUGCUGGGGAAAGGGAGCGUGGGGACGUCGUACAAGGCGGUGUUGGAGGAAGGGACGACGGUGGUGGUGAAGCGGCUGAAGGACGUGGUGGUGAGCAAACGGGAGUUUGAAGUUGUCAUGGAAGGGCUGGGGAGGGUCAAGCACGAGAAUGUGGUGCCGCUCAGGGCUUAUUAUUUCUCCAAAGAUGAGAAAUUGCUUGUUUAUGAUUUCAUGCCUGCUGGUAGCCUCUCUGCUCUUCUUCAUGGCAGCAGAGGGUCGGGUCGGACCCCACUAGACUGGGACAACCGGAUGAAAAUCGCCCUCAGCACAGCCCGAGGCCUCUCCCACCUCCACGUGUCCGGCAAAAUAAUCCACGGCAACAUCAAGGCCUCCAACGUCCUCCUCCGCCACGACCACGACGGCUGCGUCUCCGACUUCGGCCUCACCCCUCUCUUCGGCGCCGCCACGCCGCCUAACCGCGUCGCCGGCUACCGCGCGCCAGAAGUCCUCGAGACCCGAAAGGCCACGUACAAGUCCGACGUGUACAGCUUCGGCGUCCUCCUACUAGAGCUCCUCACCGGAAAAUCGCCCAACCAGGCCUCUCUGGGCGAGGAAGGGAUCGAUUUGCCGCGGUGGGUCCAGUCGGUGGUGCGGGAGGAAUGGACGGCUGAGGUCUUCGACGUCGAGUUGAUGAGGUACCACAACAUCGAGGAGGAGAUGGUUCAGCUCCUUCAGAUCGCGAUGGCUUGCGUGUCGACCGUGCCGGAUCAGAGGCCGGACAUGCCGGAGGUGGUGCGUAUGAUGGAGGAGAUUAAUCGGGGAGAGACGACAGAUGACGGGCUGCGACAGUCGUCGGAUGAGCCGUCGAAGGGAUCGGACGGCCAUACGCCGCCGCAGGAGUCGAGGACCCCGCCCCGUUCCGUUACGCCUUAGGAGAGCUUUGUGUGGGCCGUUUCUAAAUUGCGCACUUUGCGUACGUAAGUGGGUUAUUUUUUGUCCUUUUUUUAUUUUUAUUUUAGUCUGAUUUUAAAACAAUUGUGUUAUAAUUUUUAGGUUUUUUUUUUUAAUUUUAAUUUUAUAGGUGGGUUGUUGGGAUGGAAUUGUUUUUUAUUUGGGAGGGUGGGAGUUCCAUGAGCUUAUUGGAAUUGAGUGUUUGGUGGAUUUAGCUGGGGGGUUUUCCCAUCUUAUUUUAUUUAAUCAUUUUUAAAUGAAUAUAGUUCGAAAUUACAAA
Rhododendron vialii is the source of this 2639-nucleotide messenger RNA. Its product is annotated as probable inactive receptor kinase At2g26730. Gene Ontology annotation, molecular function: ATP binding; protein binding; protein kinase activity. The transcript has 2 exons. The record is from RefSeq and is a predicted model, not a curated record. The coding region runs from base 350 to 2341 and encodes 663 amino acids. Gene Ontology annotation, biological process: protein phosphorylation. NCBI's taxonomy places the organism in Eukaryota, Viridiplantae, Streptophyta, Magnoliopsida, Ericales, Ericaceae.